AUGAAGCAACAGGACUUCGCUGGUGUUGUUCUUGACACCAAGAUACUCACACCAGAGGAAGUCUAUGAUGUUGUGAAGUAUUUGAAUUCAGUGCUAAGCUCCCCAGUAAGAUUUCCGUUAAAGAAAAGGCUAUGUGCUUUUGCUUGUUGCAGAUUUGAAAAUUUGGACAAUGUUGACUCAAGCUAUUCUUAUUCUUUUGGUAAACAAGACUGUCUUAGUUUCUCAGUUGACAAAAACAUUUCGUUACUUGGAGUAACGUUAUGCGGGAGUGAAAACAGUGAAUAUUCUGUGACUAUACGCAUAAAGAAACAAGACGGUGCAUGUCUUGAUUCUGUAUCCGGGAAAUUUCUCUCUGUUCUCAUUGAAGAAGAACCGCAUUCCUUUUAUGGCUUCAGAAUUCUCUUUAACCAUCCAAUUGUCAUUGAAAAGGGAAUAAGAUAUCGUAUCGAAGCUUCUAUUUCUGGUGCCAAUUCCUGUUUUGGUCGAAAUGGUCAAAAGAUUGUGGCUUGUUCUGGGAUCAACUUUAGUUUUAAAGGCAGUUCUAAUAACAGCAGUGGAACUGGAGUUGAGCAAGGGCAAUUUCCGGAACUCCUAUUUCAAACAAUGUAA
This is a messenger RNA of Pocillopora meandrina, 609 nucleotides long. NCBI's taxonomy places the organism in Eukaryota, Metazoa, Cnidaria, Anthozoa, Scleractinia, Pocilloporidae. The record is from the annotation of a GenBank genome assembly.